AGAAGGACGGAUGCAGGUUAGUUCCACACAUUUAUUUUUCAUUGUUAAACAUUUCCGGGUCUAUUCCAGUUCAUUUAUUUAAACAAAUUUGGAACUUUUAUCGAUAAAACUGAACAAAAAUAAAUAAAGUUUUUUUUUUCUUUCUUUUAAAUAAUUGGACCAAAAACAAAACAAACAAAACCUGCUCUGUUUUAGUGGCGUUUGGGUUUGAAAUCUUACAAGAAAUGAAUAAAUCUUGAACUAAUUCAAACAAAAACUCGUUUAUUUACUGAUCAUGUUUUUAUUUAGUAAAAAAAAUCAAAGUCUGCAGUUUUAACCAAUGGAAAUGAACGUUAGAUUUAUGGAUUCAAAGUGAAAUAUAAUCAAACUGGAUUUAUUGUUAGUAAGACCCCCGCGCGCACUGCGCAUGCGCAGCUGUGCUGAAUGAAAAUGUUCUGCAGCUUCGGUCAAAUUAAAGGAACCAGAAUGGGAGGAAACGUUAUUUGUUUUCUCAGGUGUCUUUUUAAGUCCAAGUUUUUUAUCCUAAAAUCAACAAUAAUUUAUUUACUCGCAGAAAAGAUUCUAUUUGAGCAAAAGGAUAAACAUGUUUGAAAGAGCGACAGAUGACUUUGCUAAAAGGCUGGAAUGAGUUUCUGCUGCAUCACGUGUCUGCGGUGAUGGUCGUUUUGACCUUAGAGGAAAUAAACCAUCAAUCAAUUCUGAUGGGAUUUUACAGGAUUGAUUAUCGAUCGAUCUCAUUCCGAUUAAGUAACAGUGUAGCUGGAUCUGAUUCUGCCUCAGACGGACGGAUCUGGUUGGAUCAGAGGAAUAGAAAUCUACUAACUGAUUAAUCGUUCCAGCAUAAGUGUUUAAACUUUCUCCUUUAUACUGAUUCAACCAUUAAAACAGAAAUCUACACAAUAUAUUCCUAUGAUCUUUAUGUGUGUUAGGCUGUAUCGAUCAUCGUAUCAUUAUCAAACCAUAGUAAAUAAAUAAAGCACAACUACCCAGCAUGCAUUACAGUUAUCAGUCUAAAAAACAGAACAGCGCUCAAGUGUCGAGGUUUCGUUUAUUUAAAUAGACAAUGAUAUUUCAUUUUAGCGCGUCCAUUAAACGGUGAUUUGAUCAAUAUUUUACAUUAAAAAAUACAAAAUACUAAAUGUUGAUUUAGAAAAGUCCAAAGUAUUUCCUAAAAACAUAAUGAAAAAACGAAAACCUUUAAAAAAAACAGAAAACGUUUCAUUCCCAGUAAUUUCCUAUUUUUAUAUUACAAAAACCUAAAGUUAAAAACGUAAAAACAAUAAGAUGCUUGGCUUUUCACGACGUUUGAACACGGUUUACGGCUCCAGUGAAGAACUCGACGGUUAGCAACAACGCUAAUCGUUCAAAGCAGACAAAGCCGCCUUUGUACGUUCACAAAAUGAUUAAGAAAAAGCCCGGAAAAGAUUCAUGUUGUAACGUUUUAAAACGUCAACAGUUCUCCGCUGACACGGCGGAGGAUAACCGGAGCAGCAGAGCUCGUUUUAUUCCGCUGGAUUGGCUGAAUGACAGUUUCUGUUUCCUCUGACCUUCAACUGAAGUUUAUUGAUCCGGAAACUGAAGGUCUUCAGGGGUUCAGGUUUGUUUCAACAUUUGUUUUUCUGGUUGAUGAAGAAGCUCCGACUGCAGCAGACAAGAUGAAGAAUGUGAGGGUGGCUGUGGUGGGGGCCGGGGUGGUGGGGGUCUCCACGGCGGUCUGCGUGGCAGAGACGCUCCCGUCCUGCGCCGUCACCCUGAUAGCGGAGGCCUUCAGCCCGGACACCACCAGCGACGGCGCUGCAGGGAUCCUCUUCGCUGCAGAGUUUCCAGAUGUUCCCAUAGCAACACAGAGACGCUGGUUCAAGAGCAGCUUCCAGCACCUGCUGGCCAUCGCUCAGUCGGAGCACGCGCCUGAGGCCGGGGUCACUAUGAGCUCCGGGUGGCAGAUCUUCAAGGAGGUUCCAGAGAACCAGAAGCCGUUCUGGUGGGAUCUGGUGAUCGGGUUCAGAACCAUGACCCACGAGGAGCUGCGGCGCUUCCCGGACCACAAGUUCGGUCAGGCCUUCACCACGCUGAAGUGUGAAUGUCGCUCCUACCUGCCGUGGCUGCAGAGGAGGUUCAGAGCAGCAGGAGGUCGGGUGGAGCAGAGGAGGCUCAGCAGCCUCCAGGAUGUGGGCGGUGGCUUCCACCUGGUGGUGAACUGCUCGGGUCUGGGCUCCAGGGUGCUGGCGGGCGACGUGCAGAUGGAGCCGGUCCGAGGUCAGGUCCUGCAGGUGGAGGCGCCGUGGCUGCAGCACUUCAUCCGCGACGGAGACGGGAAGACCUACAUCUACCCGGGGAUCCGCAGCGUCACCAUCGGCGGGACCCGGCAGGCGGGGGACUGGAGGCUGCAGGAGGACCGGACCGACACUGAAGGGAUCCUGGAGCGCUGCCGCCAGCUGGAGCCCUCGCUGGCCAGAGCCAAGGUUCUGAGCUGCUGGGUCGGUUUGCGGCCCGGCAGGAGGAACCCGAGGCUGGAGCGGGAGUGGCUGCAGCUCGGGGGCCGCCGGGUCCCCGUGGUCCAUAACUACGGCCACGGGGGCUGGGGGGUCACCCUGGCCUGGGGUACGGCGGAGCACGCCGUGGAGCUGGUCCGGCAGAGCCUCCGGGAGAACCUUCAGUCCAGACUGUAGAGUUCUGGUUCUGAACCAGAACUUCACGUAUAACCCAGGAUCACUUCCAGUUUGUAGGGAGGGUCGUGAAGGUUCCCUGCUGAUGCAUGCUGGGAAUAAAAAGCACUUCACCAUGAGACGCGUCUUUAAAUAAAGUUUAUUCACUUCACAGAAAAUCUGGAUUUACUCAAAACGCCUCAGAAAUAAAAGGAUUUUAUAGAAUGAAGGAUAAAA
This is a messenger RNA of Oryzias melastigma (Indian medaka), 2882 nucleotides long. It is a transcript of the gene ddo, whose product is annotated as D-aspartate oxidase. The coding region runs from base 1524 to 2669 and encodes 381 amino acids. The record is from RefSeq and is a predicted model, not a curated record. Gene Ontology annotation, molecular function: FAD binding; D-amino-acid oxidase activity. The transcript has 6 exons. NCBI's taxonomy places the organism in Eukaryota, Metazoa, Chordata, Actinopteri, Beloniformes, Adrianichthyidae.